AUGGACAAAGAUGAGCACAAGAAUAAAGACUUGAAGGAACGCACAGCGUUGAAACAGAAAAAGAUGAUGGACUUGCCGCUACAAUACAUUCAUCAUUCUGUCAAAGAAUUCCUCGUGCUGGAUGAGACGAUAAGCUUCUUCCAGCGCGUAAUAGACAAUGACCUCGACCCAAAGCUGCCGCUUAUCUGGUCAAUGAUACAGAGGAUCAGGAUUGCUAAGAAGGUAGCCCUCACCGGAUUCAGAACCAGGCUUAACAGUCUUGUAGACUCCACACUUCUUCUAGCUUUAUCUCGCCUGCAAGAAGGCAAGCCGAGCCCUGUUGGACUUCUGGAUCUUCUUGACAGCACCAUGCAGCUCAUACAAUCUGACCAGGAGGUGUCGUGGGUGACUUCUGCAAUCCGACAUAUUGCCUUUUGCUGCCACUCGCGGUAUAUUCAUGAUCUCGAGAAGGCAAUUAUCCGAAUUAUCCCACGACAAACACUGCAACUAAAUGAAAACAUGUUUCACGAUGAUUUUCUAUCUUUGGCGAUUUGUUACAGUAUUACGGAUUACGUGCAACUCAAAAUUGCUAAGCACUCUUUGGGCAUCAAGAAACCGGGUAGGCCUUAUCUGGACUACGCUCUAGCGAGACAACCCUAUGGUUCUAUAGCUGAAUGUGCAAUAACCCCGAGGAUGGUUCAGAUACUGUUGCAAUCGGGGGCCGAAGUGAAUGAGCAUUGUCCCAGUCAAGCCCCAGCGCACAUGUCCGGUCUCAGUGACCUAAUACGAGCUUCCUAUUGGGCUAGCUGGACACCAUGGAAGAGUGCAUUGUCCACUGUAUCUGAGCCGCCAUUUCAUUACCAUGAUCUCACGAUGUUUGGACAUAAUCAGGACGCGGAGCAACGCCGGAAUUGGCUUGAAGUAUUCCAGCUUCUGCUGGCCAACGAACCAGAUGUAGGCGUGAAAUGUUGGGUAAUGGAUCCCGAUGAUCGCAGCUUGAGGAGAACCUUCACCGUGAGCGAAAUUAUUGCGAAUGCGUUCGGCAACCAACAUCCCAAAGAUACUGCCAAUCUGAUUGCGAGGGUAGAAACAUUGGCACACGCUCAGAAAUGCCCAGUCUACCAACAGAGAUUGGCAGGCGAGGUCAUGGAGACACUGAGAAGGACACUUGUUCCUCACUUGGAGAUGACACCAGCACAAGAAGCGUAUUGGGGGUCGGACGACAAGGAGCUUUUGUAA
This is a messenger RNA of Cadophora gregata, 1218 nucleotides long. RefSeq lists its product as uncharacterized. The transcript has a single exon. The coding region runs from base 1 to 1218 and encodes 405 amino acids. The record is from RefSeq and is a predicted model, not a curated record. Lineage: Eukaryota; Fungi; Ascomycota; Leotiomycetes; Helotiales; Ploettnerulaceae.